Molecule: messenger RNA, 4005 nt
Organism: Pocillopora damicornis (cauliflower coral)
Lineage: Eukaryota; Metazoa; Cnidaria; Anthozoa; Scleractinia; Pocilloporidae
Product: sphingosine-1-phosphate phosphatase 2
Biological process (GO): sphingosine metabolic process
Cellular component (GO): endoplasmic reticulum membrane
Molecular function (GO): sphingosine-1-phosphate phosphatase activity
Source: RefSeq, a predicted model, not a curated record
AAUUCUGGAUUUUGUUUCCAUGCUGUAGUUUAUUAAUCGAUGAGGAAAAUAUUUCAGCCUUGUAUUCUGAAAAUAAAGUAAUAAAGUUUGUACACAAUAUUGUACAAUUCCUGAGAGGAAAUCAUCCAUUUCUGGGUCAGGGAGUCCCCCAUUUAUCACGUGUCCUGCAAGUGACCCAGUGUGGCGUGAUCAUGCAUAUCCAUAUUAGGUAAGUUAAGGGUUCGCUUAUUUAUCACCUGAGUAACCGAGCCUGACCUUCCCUUGCAAGCAGCCGGCACGUCACACUCCCCUCCGUAACCCCAAAUUCUGCUCAAACCAGCUGUGGAUUACACUAAUUCACAAUGCUCAAAGCAUUAGGAGAUCCUUAUGUUGUCGCUAAAUUCCAACAGACGUUUGGUCUAAGGAGGGUGGACGAAAAUGAUGACCUCUCCAAGAUGCGUGAUCAGAACGACUCCUCGUCGUUAGGAAAUGGACAUGUUUCCGAUGGAUAUUCUACACACAACAACCAUCUUCUCACGAACGGUUCAAAUCACGCCCAUCAGCGAAACGGAUUCGUCAAGCCUGAGCCACUAGAGAAGUCCAAAUCAGCUGGCAAGGAAAAGAAAAUCGGCCAGCAGUACGAGUGCAACAGAUUUUUCCACGCGCUUUUCGUGUUUGGUUCAACCCUGGGCUACGAGUCGUUUUAUCUCACAUUUUUUCCUUUCUUGAUUUGGAACAUUGACGAAUAUCUCGCUCGAAGAACUGUUAUUUUAUGGGCUGUUAUUAUGUACCUAGGUCAGAGUGCCAAAGAUGUCAUUCAGUGGCCAAGACCGCCAUCUCCUCCAGUGAUUUCUGUGGAGAAACGUUUCCAAGUGGAAUAUGGCAUGCCGUCGACCCACGCGAUGGUGGGGACUAUUAUUCCGUUUUGUUUGGUGUAUUUUAGUUACGAUCGUUACCAGUAUCCCUUAUACAUUGGUGUUAUAUUUGGAAUAUGUUGGUGUGUUCUGGUAUCAACCAGUCGUCUGUACAUGGGAAUGCACACACUGCAGGAUCUUCUUGUUGGCAUUGCAUUUGCUGUUGUUUUACUUGUCACUGUGAUUCCACUUCUGGAUGUGUCUAUUGACAAGUGGGUGUUCAGUUCUCCAAACACACCAAUUUUUCUCAUCGUGGUUCCAAUGAUCAUGAUCCUCAUGUACCCAUCACCACCAAAAUACACUCAGACAAAGGCAGAUACAGCUACCAUUAUAUUUGGAGCCUGUGGAGCACUGCUUGGUACUUGGGGAAGGUUUUACUUUCAAGGGGUGCCGGACCCUUACCAAGGGGCACCAUACCCAAUCCGAAUUCCUGGUUAUGAGGAGAUGUUUUGGAUGAUUGGCAAGUUUUUGUUUGGUGUUGGAGUGAUUAUUCCAACGCGUGCAGUGAUGAAGUCAACAGUACAUGCAGUUGUGCCAUGGCUUCUUGCAGAGACUGAUCCAAAGAAGAUGAAAUCUGUUUCAGAAAUCCCCCAUCGUUUCCUCACAUAUAUAACGGUUGGCUUCACUGCAGUGUUCUUUGUUCCUCACAUUUUUGCUUAUGUUGGAGUGUGACCAUCUCACAGUAGCAGUUCUCUCUGAUUACUAUUGAAGUCGUGGAUCAAUGUCAGUAUCUGAGCAAAAACACCCCUAACCCUACCUUAACCUGAUAACAGACAAGUGAUAACAGGUUAGGGUUAAUUUUGGACUGGGGAAGGCAUAGACAUGCAGUUUUUCAGAUACUGGCAUUGAUCUGAAGACAUCAUUCAAGGAGUAAAGGUAUAAUUGAUCCUUAACCUUGUAAACAAAAUUUUCAUUCUGUGCUACUGUGAGAUAAAAGAUAAGAAUCUUGGAAUUUCCUUUUAUUGAAUUUGUAGUUAUACUCCCAAAGAAUUGCAUUAACAAAGAGCCAAAAAUAUAAAUAUAUAAACCAAUGUAACUAAGGGCUGGUAAGCAGCAUGGCUAAGUGUUUGGUUGAAAACAUUGAUGACAUUUGUCAUUAGCAAUUAUAGGCUUCAGAUUUUGUGGACUGUUUACCAGCUCUCUAUGGUAUCAAAAACUGAUGGUCUUACCAAUUGUUGGUGUGUUCUGUAAUCAAUGACUGGCACAUGGUAAAGCUGGAAUCUUUUUUUAUCAAAAGAAAAAGAAAGCAGAGAAAAUUUCAAAACUUGCCCAGGAGCUCAACUGCCCAGAGAUUCCACUGCAUAUAUUUUUCAAGGUCACCAAUAACUUCUGUUUUGGUUUAUUUCAUCUUGAUGGUAAUCAAGUUCUGCUAAAUUAUUUUUCAAUGUCACAUCCUUUAACUUCAGAGUAAUCCUAUAAACUUUAUUUAUACCAAGAACCAUGUUGAGCAACUAGGUAAACACAUUUCCUAUGUAGCCAUGUGUCUAUACCUUGACAGAUCAUUUCAGCAAAGACCAAUCACAGAGUGGGUAAAAUUCACUUCGCUUAAGUGUAUGAACAUGUUACUAAGCAACAUAAAUAUAUCAGAGCUGUCUCAUUAUUUAGUAAAUCAUUAUAAUGAUCAUCAUGUAGGCAUAACAUCAGCUGCAGAAAAGGGACCAAAAAACAGAUGGCAACAAUGUUAAGUGCAAUGUCUUCAAUUUUUCUGCAACACAAACUUUUCCAUUUCUUGGCCUCAAAAAAGUAACCUUUAAGUAAAUGUCAUGAGCUCAUUGAUAAGAUUAUGGUUAGGUGCAGUUGGCCAUUCAAAAUAAUUUUGAAGUGUUAAAUUUAUUUUUUAGGUGAAAUUGUGGAAGGUUUUCUCGAAGAACAAACUUGAUAAUUUCCCAGAUGAAUGAUUGAAAUACAUACUCUCCCACAGUUCUAAACACAAUAUCAUCCAUAUUAGUUGUAGAAAGGGAAUUCAAGGUGCAAGAGAAUUGUAGAGGUGUCAAAGUUGAGCUGUAGCUGAUUUCUGUGUAUAGUUGUAACGAUUUUUUUAAGUUUUUGGACAUAUUUUCAUUUUUUCUUCUUCCAAAAACUAUUCUUAUGCAGGAAGCAAAAUACCGGAAAAAAUAUAUUUUGGGUAUUACUAAUGGUUCGGGAUUGAUGUCAGUGACAGCUGUUAUUUUCAUUGUCUAGUUUAAAAAUGGCCUCACUCAACAUUGUUCUCAAAAGUUGUGCCCCAAAAUAAUUUUUUAACUAUUUGCCUUUGUUUUGCAUUAUAAAAAUACUCUUUUGGGUAAGGUAAGGUAAGGAUUUUCCAAUUAAUGUUUUGUUACAUUCCAUAUAAAAAUGUGUUUCAAGCUUUGUGAGUUUCAUAUUGUAUUACAUCCAAACAUGUACUUAGUAUCUGUUAACUUGUCAGAAUUGUUUCUGAUCAAAAGCUAUGUAAAUAAUAAGAGUUGCUUCUAUUUUACUAGACUGUGCUGUGCACUGCUAUUAAUAUCAAAUCUUUAUUUCUUUCUCUGAUAAUGUAAAGAACAAUGAAUUUUUGGGAAGAUUUUAGAGAUAAUCAAGCCUAGUUCUUAGCCUUUUUCUCUUUGGUGUUAUCACUGCACUCAAGGAGAAUAAGGAUCUGUCAUGAUUGAGUAGGUUCUAGGUUUAACCCCUAAAUCUGCAUGAUUCCCAUUCUCGUUAUACGUAGACACUUUUUCUUGCAAAACUAGUUGAGCAAACUUAGUGUUUUGAAGAUAACUAUCUCAGACUGAAGAGUUUAUUUACUCUUAUCAUUUUGCCAAAGGAUGUAAUAAAUUAUAAAGGGUGUUGAGAAACUAUGUGUUGGUCAGUUAUGGCCAGGGACGUUUUAUACAAGCUUUACAAACUGAAUCAGAAGUAGGUACAAAUUAAUAGGGGGUUUUACUAAAUAACAAUUUAACUCUUUUAAUAAAUAUAGUGGGCGCACUGAAUUCUUAGAUUUUUCAAGACACACUUUGUGUUUGACAAGAAACUAAUGUCAAGUUGAGUUUUAGUAACAUUGAGCAAUUGUGUAAGCUCAAUCAAAAUGUGGUUCAUCUCUGUCAAUAGAUAGAGAAACAAGAGUAAAGUAUAAUAAAAACUUCACUAAAAAAGA